AUGUCGUUGUUUCUUGGUUUCGAUUUAUCAACUCAACAGUUGAAAGUUAUUUCAAUCUAUUCGGACUUGAAACAUCACAAAACAUACAGGGUCGAUUUUGACGAGGAGCUUUCGAAAUACGGCAUCCGAAAAGGCGUUCUCACCAAUGAGAGUGCGGGCGAGAUUUUUGCCCCAGUUGAGAUGUGGGUUGAGGCUUUGGAGCUGUGUUUUGACAAGAUGAAAAAAGACAACUUUCCGUUCAAGGAUGUGCGAGCUAUGAGCGGCUCAUGUCAACAACACGGUUCCGUUUAUUGGUCGAAAUGUGCACCAGAACUGCUCGGAUCCCUGUCGGCUGAAAAAUCUUUAAAGGACCAGCUCUGUCCUGAAGCAUUCACAUUCCAAACGUCUCCAAAUUGGCAAGAUCAUUCUACCGGUCCGGAAUUGAAAAUUUUCGAGGAUGCAGUCGGGGGCUGUCACAAAUUGGCACAGAUCACAGGUUCCAGGGCUCAUUACCGCUUUACAGGUACUCAAAUCAGAAAACUUGCAAGCAGGGUCGACCCAAAAACUUACCAUGAGACGUACCGGAUUUCACUUAUUUCAAGUUUCUUGAGCUCCUUGCUAUGCGGCAAACUAACUAACAUUGAAGAAAGCGAUGGGUGCGGCAUGAAUUUGUAUGAUAUCUCAAAAGGAGAAUACGAUGAAGAGUUACUGGCGGUUGCUGCCGGAGUUCAUCCGAGAAUAGACAAUUGUUCUGAGUCGGAAACCAAAAAAGGCGUCGAGGAGCUGAAGCAGAAGUUGGGUCCUCUGGAACCCGUUGGCUACAAAAACAUCGGCCAGGUCAGUUCCUACUUUGUUGAGAAGUUCGGCUUUUCUGCCUCUUGUAAGAUUUACUCGUUUACCGGAGACAACCUUGCAACUAUCCUUGCUCUCCCUCUCGGACCAAACGACACUCUGAUCUCCAUGGGAACCUCUACGACGGCUCUUCUUGUCACGAAUGCCUACAAACCUUCUGAGAACUACCACAUGUUCAAACAUCCUACUCUGAAAGGCCACUACAUGGGCAUGCUGUGCUAUUGUAAUGGUGCUUUGGCUAGAGAGAAUGUGAGGGAUAAAAUCAACGAAAAAUAUAAUCAGCCCAAGAACUCUUGGGAUAAGUUUAACUCCAUCUUAGACAACUCUGUUCCGCUGAACGGGAAGUAUGAGCUAGGAAUCUAUUUUCCUUUAGGCGAGAUUAUUCCCAAUGCCAAACCCUGCGAGCGCCGGUUCAGAUUUGAUCCAGAAAGGAAAGAGUUACUGGAAGUGGAGUCCUGGUCGUUGGAAGAGGACGUGAACAGCAUCAUCGAGUCCCAGGCUUUGUCCUGCAGACUCAGAAUGGGACCAUUGCUUGCUUCAACCUCAUCUCACAAAUUGGAGGACAAACAUGGAGUUUUGCCAAAGCUAGAAAAAUACGGCCAAAUCCAGUCAGACGGUACUAAACAUUCGACUAACGCUCUGCUUUGUCGCCCUAGUAAAGUAUUUUACGUUGGCGGCUCCUCAAAAAAUAGAUCAAUUGUCUCCAAGUAUUGCGACAUUCUAGGACCCGAAGACGGAAACUAUAAGAUUGAUUUGAGCGAUGCAUGCGCUUUGGGCGGCUGCUUUAAAUCACUAUGGUCUUUUGCCACAGAGUCCGGCUCCGUGAAGGAAGAUUAUAACAAAUGGCUCUCCGAUAAUUUUCAUUGGGAUGACGUUGAAAAGCUUGGAAACGCCACUCACUGGGACGACUAUGUUGACGGAAUUGGCAUUCUGAGUUUGGCGGAGCAAAAAUUAGAGUCUUAA
This is a messenger RNA of Ogataea parapolymorpha DL-1, 1794 nucleotides long. Its product is annotated as Xylulose kinase. Gene Ontology annotation, molecular function: D-xylulokinase activity. Gene Ontology annotation, cellular component: cytosol. Gene Ontology annotation, biological process: xylulose metabolic process. The record is from RefSeq and is a predicted model, not a curated record. NCBI's taxonomy places the organism in Eukaryota, Fungi, Ascomycota, Pichiomycetes, Pichiales, Pichiaceae. The coding region runs from base 1 to 1794 and encodes 597 amino acids. The transcript has a single exon.